AGGCACUAAGACAAAACCGCACACGUAUCCUUAGCCCACCAUUGAACAGAGAGAAUCUCCCAUUUUCUUUUCUUCUUCUGCUCUAAACAAGCAAUAGCUUUGUCUUCAGGCAAAGCAAGUCUUGGAAAGAUGGUUCAGAGGAAGACUUGUCAAGCAAUCGAAUCAUACAAUCUCCAACCUGAAACCCGGUUUGGGCAAGAACAUCUCAAGAGCCUUGGACCGGAGAUGAUGAUGAUGAAGAGGACAAAGACUAAGAGGAUGCUUAUAGACAACACUGUUUCUCAAUCAGGUAAGCCACAAGCACCACCUAAGCAUGAUCUUGUUGUUAAAGUCACAGGCGGGUCACCUAAUUACAUGAAAGGCACCUCUAGUUCUGAGGCAAGGAAAGAGAACAAGAAAAGAUUUAAUCUUUCUAGGAAUCAGAAGAACCAAACCGGUCUGAAACAUGAUUCUCGCUAUGGAGUUAACAAAGAGAGAUGUAGUAACAAGGCAGGUUCGAGGAUCGUUAGAGGUUUCACAAAGGCUCCGAGUUUCAAGAGAUGCUCACAGAGAGCUACUUGUUCUUCGACUCUGAAAGAUUCCAAGUUUCCAGAGUACCUGAUGCUUAACCAUGGUGAAACUGAUGAUCAAGUUAAUGGAACCUCUGUCUUGAAAGUCUGUCCUUACACGUAUUGUUCACUCAACGGCCAUCUUCAUGCCGCACAGUACCCUCCUCUCAAAAGCUUUAUAUCCUUGAGGAGACGGAGUUUGAAGUCCCAAAAGAGUGUGAAAAGGGAAGCUUCUAUGGAAGAUUUUGUGGAGAUCUAUGGAGAGGAGAAGAAAGAGUGUGAGAAUGGUAAAGAAGGAGCUUGUGAGAUUGAUAUUGAGACCCAAAUCUCGGAAACUGUCUCUGUAGGAGCACCUCGUUCUGAAACUGAUUCUGAUGAGUACUCGGAUAGUGCAGAGAUGGUUCAGAGGCUUUCAGAAGGUGAUCAUGGAACUGAGUUAGAAGAAUCUGUUUUGGAGGAGAAUCUAGUACGUGAUGACUCUGUCAAAAAGAUUCAAGAGACUUGUGAGGUUGAUGACUACUCUGAUAGUGCAGAGAUGGUUAUGUUCUCAGAAGGUGAUCAUGAAUUUGAACUAAGAGAAUCUGAUUUGGAGGAGACUAUAGUAGAUGAUGACUCUGUGAAAGAGAUCCAAGAGACAUGUGAGGUGGAUGGUAACUCUGAUUGCGCAGAGAUGGUGAGGUUUGUAGAAGGUGAUCAUGACAUCGAGUUAAAAGAAUCUGACUUGGAGGAGACUCUUGCAGGUGACUCUGUGAAAGAGAUCCAAGAGAAAGCAAACAAAGAUGAAGAAGUUAUCAUUAUGAUGAAGAACUCAGAGGCAGAUGAAGAGACUUUAAAGGAUAAAGCUGAAGAUUACAAAGACGAGUCUCAGGACCAAAAUGAUGAUGUAUUGAUGAUAGAGGAAACUGCAAAGGUUCUACUUAAGCAAGAAGAGUCAGAUGCCACCAUUUCAUGGACUGUCAGAUGCAACAAACCUGUUGCAGAGACGGAGGAUUUGAGGGGAUUUAACCCAAGAGAACCCAAUUACCUUCCAGUUGUCUUGGAUGCUGAUAACGAAAAGGUUGACCUCAAGCAUCAGGAUAUGGAUGAGAGGAAAAACUCAGAGGAUUGGAUGUUUGAUUAUGCUCUGCAGCGUGCCGUUACCAGACUUUCCUCAGCGAGGAAGAGGAAAGUUGCAUUGCUCGUCGAGGCAUUUGAAACCGUGCAACCUAUUAUUAGAGAACCUGCACCGGUAUUGAGUUAUGGAAGACACCUUCAAACCUGCAAUUAACAGAGGUCAAGGGAUGCUUGAAGAAAUGCAACUAAAGGAAGGCAGAUGACUUUGUUUACUUACUUUCGAGUUAAGAACCCAAGAGUAAAGGACCAAACUUUGAUGGUUUAUUACCUUAGCUCUUUGUGUGGUAGUUAUGAUUGAUAUUAUGAUAUAGUUCUCCUUAAUCUGUGAGGACAGUGUGUGCUUGCUUAUGGGACAAACCGUAUGCAUCUUUUUAGUUCUGUGUAACUGGUUGAAAUUUCGAAUCAAUCGAAUGCUGUUGUUGUUGAUUGUCAUAAAACAUUGACUGGUGAUUUCAGCAUCUAGAGCCUACGAUUUCUAUU
This is a messenger RNA of Eutrema salsugineum, 2141 nucleotides long. RefSeq names its product calmodulin binding protein PICBP. The record is from RefSeq and is a predicted model, not a curated record. The transcript is spliced from 2 exons. Gene Ontology annotation, molecular function: calmodulin binding. The coding region runs from base 130 to 1815 and encodes 561 amino acids. NCBI's taxonomy places the organism in Eukaryota, Viridiplantae, Streptophyta, Magnoliopsida, Brassicales, Brassicaceae.